UAUAAGUGGUUUUCAACUUGCAUUCCGUCAACCCACCAGAACGGCCCCCAAACCCUUCCAUACAGUCUAUCUAUGCCAGUAGUCACUGGCCGUGCAUUCAUAUUACCUGCCUACCGUAUCUAUAUCCCGGGGGUUAUAUAUGUCAAGUACCGGCACACGCCAGUCCGAAAAGGAUCCGGCACCCAUCUUCCUUCCCAACCAAGCUUCUCUCAUUGAUAAUUCAUUUCUACUCGACUCCAUUAAUAUCAACCUUAACUCUUAGCCGAAUAUAAGCGAGCAUCACGAAAUGCAAUACUGAUUCUGACACAAGGACUCCUGCCUGUCGUCCAAGACUCGAAAGGCACAACUUGAAAUUACCUAUAUUAUAUUAGAACAUAAGCGUAGGAGCGAGACAAGAUGGAUCCAUGCUCAUCCAAGAAACACGAAUCGAUUCCCAACAAGUCGCCCAAGCCUAGGUCCAGGCUUUCGGGAGACGACUGGUCCGAAGUUACGGAGCCCGAGGAGCGAAGACGCAUUCAAAAUCGACUAGCUCAGCGAAAAUUCCGAGAGAAAGUCAGAGAGCAGAAAGAAAAGGCAGAAAGGGAGUCGCGCAACUUAGAAAACGCAGCCAGCAGUUACCGGCUCCCCUCGUCAGACGAAAUCGCAGCAGACGACGGCAUAGACCUCUCAGGCCUGCCUUGGGGAAGCCUCAGCAUGACGCAUGUUCUAGCGAGGGGCUACGAGACGGAAAGCAGACGUAGCGGAGGCAGCUGCGACGGCGACGGCGAAGGCGAUAAUAACAACUAUACCAACGAGGCGAGGAAAGACGACGCGGCACCGGCACAGUGCUACGCGAAGUCGAGCCCGCACCAACUAUACCAGGUGGUUAACUACGGGAGCAGGAACUAUGAGAGCAGGUCAUACAGCAGCGGAGGCGACGAUUUCGCAUGCCAAGAUCUGCCGACGUAUUACUUCGACUUCGGUCUAAAUAGCGGAUAUAGUCACCACCAGUAUCAUUACCGGACUUAGACGCGGAGGCGAGAAGGGGGGGAGGGAGCUGAGAAUAGGCUGUCAACGCCUCUAUUUCUGUCUUACUAUUUGCUCUGCCUGUGGUGGCGGAGAUCUUGGGUGGAUUAUGGAUUAUGGAUUAUGGAUUUUGGAUUCUGUUGGUCGGAGUACGAAUGGAUGGGAAUGACAAUUUUGGAAAACAACUAUUAACGGACAGAGGAGGAGGGUUUGCUAGACAGCAUUGCCGCAAUGAUUUCUUCUGGUUUGGUUUGCAUUGAUUUACUUUGCUUUUUAUUUUUAUUAUUUAUUUAUUUUUUUUUUCUUUUCUUCACUUAACUAUAACUAUGUUCAAACUAACUACCUGAUGUAACUUUAUUACGGGUACGACGAGAAAAGGAGGGAAGUGAGAUAAGGCGAGAUAUACAUCAGGUGUAACGGUUCCUCUAGACAAUGGAUUAGCUAUGUAACCUAACCUAACCUAUACUUAGACUUGGACUUGGACUUAUACCAAGGCGGCGACGACCUCUCUCACCGCGAGCCUCAUCGUACGACACGAUAACUAUGGUGAAGCCCAAGCCCGUCUUGAGACAUGCUGUCACAAUAGAGGUAGGGUAGUGGUGGUAGUUUCAAGUUUCAAGUUCACGGCGUUGGUUUUGCUGUGCCGCUAUGCUACAUCUGCUGUGGCACGUACAUACAUGCGUAAACGGGGGUAGGGCAUCUA
Molecule: messenger RNA, 1708 nt
Organism: Daldinia decipiens
Lineage: Eukaryota; Fungi; Ascomycota; Sordariomycetes; Xylariales; Hypoxylaceae
Exons: 2
Coding region: 397-1008 (203 amino acids)
Biological process (GO): regulation of DNA-templated transcription
Molecular function (GO): DNA-binding transcription factor activity
Source: RefSeq, a predicted model, not a curated record